AUGGUUCCUGUAACAAUUCGUUGGCAGGGAAAAACAUAUAAUGUCGAAUAUGAUCCCGAAGAUACUGGUAUUUCCUUAAAAAACAAGAUGUCAGCUCUUACGCAGGUGCCUCCUGAACGACAGAAGAUUAUUGUUAAAGGUGGGCAAUUGAGAGAUGACCAAUUUAUGAAAAACGUUGGCCUGAAGCCGAAUGCUUCAGUUAUGAUGAUGGGCACUCCGGGUGAAUUAGUAACGAAUAUUCCAAUACCCAUUACCACAGCAGCUGUAGAUCAUGGUUCAGAUUCAGAUGAUGAGAAGUACCCCUCUGGACUCGUAAAUUUGGGUAAUACAUGUUAUAUGAAUUCCACAGUCCAAAUGCUACGUGCGAUUCCGGAGCUCAAAGAAGCAGUUCAAAAAUCAAACGCUUCUUCUGGUGUCGUUGGUGAAUUCUCCAGUCUUUUACGUUCUAUGGAUUCCACUAAUUCUAUAACCCCCGUUCGGUUUCUUCAGAAUCUACGUUUAGAAUACCCUCAAUUUUCUGAAAUGAGCCGAGAAACAGGUGGGUAUGCCCAACAAGAUGCUGAAGAAUGCUGGUCAUUCUUAUUGUCUUCUUUGCAACGUUCAUUAUCUUCAGAAUGGGUACAGAAAAAUAUGUCUGGAAAACUCACGUCUACAAUGAAAUGUGAUGAAAACGAAAAUGAAGAACCUACAGUCUCUCAAGAUACCUUCCUUAGCCUUCCAUGCCAUAUUUCGAUGCAUACAAACUACAUGACUCAAGGCAUUUUGGAAGGAUUAACCCAAAAACUUACCAAGCGAAGUGAUUUAUUAAAUCGUGAUGCUUUGUACAACAAAGUCUCACGGAUCUCCCGCUUGCCCAAAUAUUUAACCGUAAAUUUUGUUCGCUUUUACUGGAAAGCGUCUCUUGGCCAAAAAGCCAAGAUUCUUCGUAAAGUUAAAUUCCCUUUUGAGUUAGAUGCCGUUGAAUUUUGCUCUCCUGAGCUUUCUCAAAAACUAAUUCCUGUCCGUGAUAAACUGCGGGAAAUCGAAAAGAAUGACGAGGAGCAAGAACGGAACACAAAGCGGAUCAAGAUUCAGCCUUCGGAAGAAGAGCGAGAAUCAGAGACAGAGCGUAGACUAACACAAAUUGCAACAUGCCAAUCACUAGUGGAUCCACAGUUAAGUGAGGAUGACGGCGCUAAUCUUACUGGAUUGUACGAUUUGAUUGGUGUUUUGUCGCAUUCAGGUGCAAGUGCUUCUUCUGGACAUUACCAAGCCUGGAUUCGCAAUCCUGAUCAGCACAGUGAGUGGUUCCGUUUCAAUGACUCCCGAGUCAGCACUGUACCCGCAGAAAAGAUUGAAUCAUUAGAUGGUGGUGGUGAAGCAGACAGUGCCUAUAUUUUGCUUUAUCAGGCUAAAAACAUAGAGUAG
Molecule: messenger RNA, 1407 nt
Organism: Schizosaccharomyces osmophilus
Lineage: Eukaryota; Fungi; Ascomycota; Schizosaccharomycetes; Schizosaccharomycetales; Schizosaccharomycetaceae
Gene: ubp6
Product: ubiquitin C-terminal hydrolase Ubp6
Exons: 3
Coding region: 1-1407 (468 amino acids)
Biological process (GO): regulation of proteasomal protein catabolic process; proteasome-mediated ubiquitin-dependent protein catabolic process; protein deubiquitination
Molecular function (GO): protein binding; proteasome binding; cysteine-type deubiquitinase activity
Source: RefSeq, a predicted model, not a curated record